Messenger RNA from Gymnodraco acuticeps, 1077 nucleotides. RefSeq names its product peptidylprolyl isomerase B (cyclophilin B) (gene ppib). Gene Ontology annotation, molecular function: peptidyl-prolyl cis-trans isomerase activity. The record is from RefSeq and is a predicted model, not a curated record. The transcript is spliced from 5 exons. Gene Ontology annotation, cellular component: intracellular membrane-bounded organelle. NCBI's taxonomy places the organism in Eukaryota, Metazoa, Chordata, Actinopteri, Perciformes, Bathydraconidae. Gene Ontology annotation, biological process: protein peptidyl-prolyl isomerization; protein folding. Bases 155 to 805 code for a protein of 216 amino acids.
GUCCCGCCCCCGCUGCGGUCGUGGAGGAAGCGCAGCCGGAGCAGCAGCGGCCGCCUGGCAGAGUCUCCACCCCGGAUACCGCUCUACUUACCACAACUCAUAUAAAGGUAGCAAGACUUACAGGUCUGUCCUCGGGCUGCUUUUUUUCUCGUUGAUGGUUAGACUCUGCGAGAGAAGGAUGAAGUUCCUUGUGGCCAUUACGAUCAUUGUGGGAUCCCUGAUUUUCCUCGCUUUCCCUAAUGGCUCAUCUGCGGACGAGAAGAAGAAAGGCCCCAAAGUAACAGCGAAGGUGUUCUUUGACAUGAAAGUUGGAGAUGAAGAAGUUGGAAGAAUUGUCAUCGGAGUUUUUGGGAAAACUGUUCCCAAAACAGCCGAUAACUUCAUCGCUUUGGCAACAGGAGAGAAAGGAUUCGGUUACAAAGGCAGCAAAUUCCAUCGAGUCAUCAAGGAGUUUAUGAUCCAGGGUGGAGACUUCACCAAAGGAGACGGCACUGGAGGCAAGAGCAUCUAUGGAGACCGUUUCCCCGAUGAGAACUUCAAGCUGAAGCACUACGCCGCCGGCUGGCUCAGCAUGGCCAACGCCGGCAAAGACACGAACGGCUCUCAGUUCUUCAUCACCACCAUCAUGACCCCGUGGCUGGACGGCAAACAUGUGGUCUUUGGAAAGAUCCUGGAGGGCAUGGAUGUGGUGAAGAAGAUCGAGGCCACAAAGACAGACGGCCGGGAUAAGCCUCUUAAAGAUGUCAUGAUCCACGAUUGUGGCGUUAUUGAGGUGGAGAAGCCCUUCGCUAUUGCCAAGGAGUAGAGCACUGCUGAAGGAGAACAGGACUGGGGGGGGGGGGAUUGUGCGGGCCACCAUGUUUUAUUACCACAUCAGCCCUGUGGUCCUGCAGAAGGGGAUUCUGGGAGAUUCUGUGUCAGUGUCUGCUGUCUUAAAGCACCGGAGGAGCAUCGAGCAAUCGUGACGCCACUUUGGGUCCAUCUACUAACGAGCGUUCCAAGGUGCAACCAACCGUUCGUUGUUGUUUUUGUAAAAAAAAUGAAAUCUAAAAUAAAGGUUUCAAUUUUUGUUAAAAA